Molecule: messenger RNA, 1371 nt
Organism: Chrysochloris asiatica (Cape golden mole)
Lineage: Eukaryota; Metazoa; Chordata; Mammalia; Afrosoricida; Chrysochloridae
Gene: SLC46A1
Product: solute carrier family 46 (folate transporter), member 1
Exons: 5
Coding region: 1-1371 (456 amino acids)
Biological process (GO): transmembrane transport
Cellular component (GO): plasma membrane
Molecular function (GO): transmembrane transporter activity
Source: RefSeq, a predicted model, not a curated record
AUGGAGGGGCACGCAGGCUCCCCGGGCCAGCCCCCCGCCCGUCCGGUGGCGUCGGUGCUGUUCCGCGGCCCUGUAGAGCCGAUCAUCUUCCUUGCCAACUUCGCCUUAGUCCUGCAGGGUCCUCUUACCACGCAGUAUCUCUGGCAUCGAUUCAGUACCGACCUCGGUUACAAUGGCACCCGCACCAGGGCCAGCUGCAGCAAUCACAGCGUGGACCCCGCAAUGAAGGAAGUGGAGACCCUCACCUCCCACUGGACCCUCUACAUGAACGUAGGCGGCUUCCUAGUGGGGCUUUUCUCGUCCACCCUCCUGGGGGCCUGGAGUGACUGCGUGGGCCGCCGCCCGCUGCUAGUGCUGGCCUCAUUCAGCCUGCUGCUCCAAGCCGUGGUGUCCGUCUUUGUGGUACAACUAGAGCUCCACGUUGGCUUCUUCGUGCUGGGCCGCAUCCUUUGUGCCCUCUUCGGCGACUUCAGUGGCCUCUUGGCAGCUGGCUUUGCCUCCGUAGCAGAUGUCAGUUCCAGCCACAACCGUACCUUCCGAAUGGCCCUGCUGGAGGCGUGCAUUGGGGUGGCAGGGAUGCUGGCAAGCCUUCUGGGGGGUUACUGGCUGAGGGCCCAGGGUUAUGCCAAUCCCUUUUGGCUGGCCUUGGCCUUGCUCAUAGCCAUGACUCUCUAUGCAGCAUUCUGCUUUGGCGAGACCGUCAAGGAACCAACACGUGCCCGACUCUUCACGCUCCGUCACCACCGAUCCAUUUUCCAACUCUAUGUGACUCCAUCCCUGGAGAAGUCUAGGAAACAUUUAGCCCUGUACUCCUUGGCUAUCUUCAUUGUAGUCACUGUACACUUUGGGGCCCAGGACAUCAUGACCAUCUAUGAGUUGAGCGCACCUCUCUGCUGGGACUCAAAGCUAAUUGGUUAUGGUUCUGCGGUUCACCAUAUCCAGUACAUCACCAGUCUGCUGGGCCUACGGCUUCUUCAACACUGCCUGGCUGACACUUGGGUGGCUGAGAUAGGUCUGGCUUUCAACAUCCUGGGGAUGGUGGUCUUUGCAUUUGCUACCAUCACACCCCUCAUAUUCACAGGGUACGGGCUCCUCUUCCUGUCAUUGGUCACUACACCUGUCAUCCGAGCCAAGCUCUCCAAACUGGUGGGCAAGUCAGAGCAGGGUGCUCUCUUUUCUGCUGUGGCCUGUGUGAAUGGCUUGGCCAUGCUGACAGCUUCCAGCAUCUUCAACUCACUCUACCCAGCCACGUUGAACUUCAUGAAGGGGUUCCCCUUCCUCCUGGGUGCUGGCCUCCUCUUCAUCCCGGCCAUACUGAUUGGGGUGUUGGAGAGGGUUAAUCCUCACAGUGAAUUCCAACCAUUUCCCUGA